This is a messenger RNA of Topomyia yanbarensis, 4568 nucleotides long. It is a transcript of the gene drosha, whose product is annotated as ribonuclease 3. Gene Ontology annotation, biological process: primary miRNA processing; regulation of gene expression; pre-miRNA processing. The record is from RefSeq and is a predicted model, not a curated record. Bases 367 to 4515 code for a protein of 1382 amino acids. The transcript has 4 exons. Lineage: Eukaryota; Metazoa; Arthropoda; Insecta; Diptera; Culicidae. Gene Ontology annotation, molecular function: ribonuclease III activity; double-stranded RNA binding. Gene Ontology annotation, cellular component: nucleus.
UUUACAUUGUUCCCUCUUCUUCUACAAACGUGGAACACGCAAAAAUAUUGUUUUUAAUAGUUUGCCUUCACCGUGGAGUUUUGAAUUUCAAUCGACUUAAUCAAUUUCGACGCACUACAUGUAAGACAACAGUUCGAAAGAUCUGAAUUUCGUGAGCCGUUAUUCGUGAGCUUUUAAGGACUUAUUUUGUCGGUGAUUAUUUUUUUGUGUUGUCCUUAGACGGCUAAGACCGAUCACUGUACAUCUCGCCUUGGUGAUUAUUUGCAAGAGUGUAUUGUGUUUGACCUUGGCACGCAGAUAAAACUCAUCAACGACAUAUUUAUAAAUGUGAACAAAAUAUUGAACAAAAAGUAUUAUAAUUCAGCCAUGAGCUUUCAUAGACCUAACACGCCUAGUUCAGGUUACGAACGACACUCUCGUUCCUCUACAAAUUCAGAUGCCUACAGUACUAUGUACGCAAUCAAUGAUCCGCCUCCACCGGGCACCAUAUCUACACCCUCGCUACCACCGGUUGGUAAGAUAACAUUCCCAGUGCAGCCAAAUUUCAGCGUUCCCCCGCCUGCUUUACCGCCCGGAAGAAUUGCUGGUUUCGAACGACACCAAACAGCGCCACCGGAAAGCAAGAAAUAUGAUCGGUACUCAACCAAGACAUCAUCGAGCCAUCGGUACACAUCCCAUAGCUCGUCAUCCUUAUCUACGCGAAGCUACGGAUCAACAUCUUCGAGCCGAAGUGGCAAGGGAUCAUCAAGUAAAUAUUCUGAUUACAGUGGAAGAGACAGUUAUAGAAGUCGUUCCUCGCCUCCUCCUACGGGACAAUCGCAUCAUAGCAGUCGUAGUUAUUCGGUGCCAAGCCGAGAUCAUGACCGUCGCCGUCCUCGAAGCCGUGAACGUGAUCAUUCUUCACGGUCAACAUCGCUCCGUGCGGAAACGCGAAGAAGUGAUUCAUCUCCUCCGGCAAGUCAGGGUAAAGAUCGUCCAUCACGAGCUUCUCGAUUCAAAUUGGAUUCAGAACGUGAAGCGAUUCUGUCUAAGUGGAGGCAAAAUUAUUGUGAGACCCCCGAGGACAUUCGCCGAAAGUUGGCAGAAUUAACCAACAAUGAGGAGAAGAAUAGCUGGGUUCGAUCAUCGCCAGCAGAUCUUCAUUAUCGGCGUGUGUCGGAUAAAAUUGUAGAAGGAACACCGCGAUUAGAUGCCCUGUGUGUUCUGUUCGAAAGAGAGCUGAUGUUUCGAGCGGAUAGUGCUCGUGCUAAACAAGUUCCUUAUCAACCUCCACCGAGGAAACACAAAGUUCGGAUUUGCCGCCACAAGAAUGAUAAAUGUUCCUCUUCAGAUUCUUCGGACGACGAGUUGAAUUUCGAAGACGAAUGUAGCAUGGAAGAACUUACAGCAAAAAUCAAACACCCGUACAGGUUGCAUGUCGAUUUAUGGUAUAACGACUUUGGUGAGAUGAACGAUGGUCCACUUUGUCGAUGUUCGGCAAGAUCGAGGCGAACUGGGAUCCGUCAUGGCAAAUAUCCUGGAGAGGUGGGAUUCACAAAAUGUUUACCUCAUACAAAUAAUGCGGAUAAGCUAUACCACUACAGGAUCACGAUUUCGCCGCCUACAAAUUUUCUGACAAAAACGCCAACGAUCAUCAAGCAUGAUCAGCAUGAGUUUUUGUUUGAAGGCUUUUCACUGCUAUCUCAUCAACCGAUCGGGGAACUACCGACCUGUAAAGUCAUUCGGUUCAACAUAGAGUAUACUAUUCUUUACUUAGAAGAACAGAUGCCGGAGAACUUCACAAUCCGUGAGUUGGACCUAUUUGAACGCUUUGUUUUCAAAGAGCUACUUGAAUUGGUGGACUUUACUGUCUUUCCAUCUGGUGCCAAUACUGAGGACUCGUGCCCGUGCUAUCACUUUUUGCCACGAUUCGUGCGUGAUUUGCCGGACAACGGUAAAGAGGUACUGGCUAUGUGCGAGGUUCUUCGGUACUUGUUGGAUAAUUCGGGCCCGCUUGUUGCCCCCGAAAUACUAAAAGAGAUGAACGACAUGAGCCAGAUCGAGUGGCAAGACUACGUAGAUUACGUAAAAGGAAUGGUAGUCACUAACCCGGGCAUGAAACCCUGUUCGGUUCGAGUUGAUCAACUUGAUCGCAAUGUCGCCGAUGUUCCAAAGGCUAGCCUGACGGAUGAGCAAGGGUUUGUUCACCCGGUUAUUGUACAUUUUGGCAUUCGACCACCGCAGCUUAGUUAUGCAGGAAACCCUGAGUAUCAAAAAGCGUGGAGAGAAUACGUAAAGUUUCGUCAUCUGAUUGCUAACAUGUCCAAACCAUCGUUCGAUGACAAGCGAAAGCUGGAAGCGAAGGAAAAUCGUCUGCUGGAAAUGCGAACUCAAGGUCGUAUGAAACGGAAUAUUACCGUAGCGGUCAGUGCCAAGGGUUUCCAUCGAACCGGAAUCAUGUGCGACAUGGUUCAGCACGCCAUGGUCAUUCCGGUACUAACCGGACAUCUGCGAUUUCAUCGCGCACUAGAUGUUCUGGAAAAGUACAUCGACUACACGUUUAUUAAUCGGUACACUCUGCAGUUGGCUCUGACUCAUCCAUCGUACAAGGAGAACUUCGGCACCAAUCCGGAUCAUGCACGGAACAGUUUGACUAAUUGUGGCAUACGGCAGCCGGAGUACGGCGACAGGAAAAUUCAUUUCAUGAAUACUCGCAAGCGCGGUAUCAAUACGUUAAUCAGCAUCAUGUCUCGCUUCGGAAAAGAGUACGAAACGGAUAGUAAUAUUACGCACAACGAACGGUUGGAAUUUCUCGGUGAUGCCGUGGUGGAGUUCAUCACGUCGAUACAUCUAUUCCAUAUGUUUCCAGAUCUGGAGGAAGGUGGAUUGGCUACCUAUCGUGCUGCCAUUGUCCAAAACCAGCAUCUGGCCGUUCUGGCAAAAAAACUGCACCUGGAGGAGUUUAUGCUGUACGCACACGGAUCGGACCUGUGCCACGAGUUGGAACUUCGGCAUGCUUUGGCCAACUGUUUUGAAGCCUUGAUGGGUGCUUUGCUGCUCGAUGGCGGUAUCGAAACUGCCGAUCGUGUCUUUGCCUACGCACUGUUUCAGGAGGACAGGAAUUUGCGAGGUAUUUGGGUAAAUUAUCCGCCUCAUCCAUUGCAGGAGCAGGAACCACUCGGAGAUCGGCACCACAUUGAAUCGUUCGAAAUGCUGAAAACACUGACCAAGUUCGAAGACUCCGUUGGGGUCCGCUUCAAUCACAUCCGUUUGCUAGCCAGAGCAUUUACCGACAGAUCUAUCGGAUUCACCAAUUUGACACUAGGAUCUAAUCAGCGAUUGGAGUUUCUGGGUGAUACGGUACUGCAGUUGAUAUGUUCGGAAUAUCUAUACAGACACUUUCCGGAGCAUCACGAGGGUCAUUUAUCGCUGCUUAGAAGUUCGUUGGUGAACAAUCGAACACAAGCAGUUGUUUGCGACGAUUUGGGCAUGACAACGUAUGCAGUUUAUUCUAAUCCAAAGGCGGAUCUAAAAACUAAAGAUCGUGCCGAUUUACUUGAAGCAUUUUUAGGAGCUCUUUACGUGGAUAAGGGUUUAGAACACUGUGAAAUGUUCUGCCACGUUUGUUUAUUCCCAAGACUGCAAGACUUUAUUAUGAACCAAGACUGGAAUGAUCCAAAAUCGAAGCUACAGCAGUGUUGUUUGACUCUUCGAACGAUGGACGGUGGAGAACCGGACAUACCAAUCUACAAGGUUAUCGAAUGUAAUGGACCGACAAACACUCGCGUCUACACAGUGGCUGUGUACUUCCGUGGGAAACGACUCGCUUGUUCCAAUGGACACAGCAUCCAACAGGCGGAGAUGAACGCGGCGAAACAGGCACUGGAAAACUCCAAAGAUUUGUUUCCCCAGCUGGAUCAUCAGAAACGAGUUAUUGCUCAAAGUUUGAAGCGACAGAAAGUUCGUCGUUCAUCUGCAGAUGAUCGCUCAGAAGAUCAGGAGCGACGAGAAGAAGUGACUUCGGAUUCUUCGGGUAACGACGAUUAUCAGAGACGCAAACGGAAACGAAUUGCAGAAUCGCCACGACUUCCUAAGCAGUAUCAGAUGCAGGAUAGCGAAAGUGAUAUCGGUGGCAACGAUCAACGAGACAAGAAAAGGAGGCGCCUGAAGAAAGCUAAUAAAAAUACCCGUUUGGCCGAGAAAGAACAGGAACACUCGGUGGUAACAAAACCCCAAAAAAGUGAGCAGAUCCCAGUUAGUUUAGUCGAUCAGUAUGAUUCGCUGUCGGAUGAAGUGGAUCUUCAGCUGGAAGCUAUUUCCGAAUCAGAUGAGGAAUUCGAGGAGAGUCAAACUGUCGAAGCCGAAUUCAAUACUAGUAUGGUCUCCGAUGUUAGCAAAGAUGAUGAGGAACAGAUAGAAGACAAGAUUGUAGUGUUGAAGACAACAAAAAGUACUUUUGCGAAUUCUGUGCAGAUGUUCAAAGUGGAAGGAACAGAUGACGUCUCAUCGGAUCUGGAAUCCGGUGAAAUUGAAUAAUCAUUGAUAUAUGUGCACGUAAUCAAUUAAAGGAAAUACAUUUUAUCAAUCAA